AUGAAUCCGUGGGGCAAUUUAGAGAGGAAUUGUGCGUUCCGAGACGGAAAUAAUGAGGCUAGGGCGUGGAUGGGGACGCAGAAGAUUUUGUGGUCCUGUGGUUGCUGUGGCAGGGCAUUUGGACUUUUCAUUCGAUCGUUUAUUAAUGCCGAGCUGAAACAUGUUCCUCGCCCAACUUCCUCGUGUUCCCAGAAUUCGAGAUUCUUCUCCUCCGAGCGAGGGUUACGAGACGAAGACCAUACACCGAUAGCACCCCAGCAGAAGCUCGAUUCGUCGGCACCGAACAGAGUUCGUAAAUAUAAACAGACCAUUGCGGAUCACAUAGAACCGCCGAGAGCAAAGUUCGAAGCGAGCGGGAGCAAGCCCCGACUGUCAUGGCAAAUACAAAAAGCUGCAUUGAAGGAGAAGCUCGGAGGUGAACCCUGGAGCCCAAGAAAGAAGCUCUCACCAGACGCUAUGGAAGGCAUACGGCAUCUAAACGCGACCGAUCCGACACGCUUCACCACGCCGAUCCUCGCCGAACAUUUCAAGGUCUCGCCGGAGGCCGUCCGAAGGAUACUGAAGAGCAAGUGGAGGCCCGCAGAUGAAGAGCAUGAAGAGCGGUUGAAGAGAUGGGAAAAGCGCGGGGAGCGCAUAUGGUCGAACUUGGUGGAGUUGGGGGUGAAGCCUCCAAAGAGGUGGAGGGAGAUGGGCGUGGGCAGGACACGGAAUGGUGAAGCUCCGAUGUGGAAGUCAUUGAAGAGGAACUUGGUUUCUGUGAAUGAUAGUGUGGAUGUGGACGAGGAUAUUAUUCCGAUUGUGGGUACGAGUCCUGGAAGUGCUCGACGGUCACAGUGGCAACAGGCUUCGUUAUCACAGCGUUUAAUGUAAUGCAAGAUUGUACGAGAAGGGAUGACAUAUAGAUGGAAUUGUAACGAUUACUGAAG
Lindgomyces ingoldianus is the source of this 926-nucleotide messenger RNA. RefSeq lists its product as uncharacterized. The record is from RefSeq and is a predicted model, not a curated record. Lineage: Eukaryota; Fungi; Ascomycota; Dothideomycetes; Pleosporales; Lindgomycetaceae. Gene Ontology annotation, cellular component: nucleus. The coding region runs from base 1 to 870 and encodes 289 amino acids. The transcript is spliced from 2 exons.